This is a messenger RNA of Coccomyxa subellipsoidea C-169, 939 nucleotides long. RefSeq names its product Metallo-dependent phosphatase. Gene Ontology annotation, molecular function: protein serine/threonine phosphatase activity. NCBI's taxonomy places the organism in Eukaryota, Viridiplantae, Chlorophyta, Trebouxiophyceae, Coccomyxaceae. The transcript has 6 exons. Gene Ontology annotation, biological process: peptidyl-serine dephosphorylation; mitotic cell cycle. The record is from RefSeq and is a predicted model, not a curated record. Bases 1 to 939 code for a protein of 312 amino acids. Gene Ontology annotation, cellular component: cytosol.
AUGGCUGGUGCCCGGCUUGAAAAUCCGUAUGCAUCUUUGGACACGCAGAUUGAGCAGUUGAUGAAAUGCCAGCCAUUGCCUGAGAACGAGGUCAAGGCUCUUUGUGACAAGGCCCGGGAGAUUCUCAUUGACGAAUCCAACGUGCAGCCAGUGAAGUGUCCUGUGACAGUCUGUGGAGAUAUCCAUGGCCAGUUCCAAGACCUUCUGGAGCUCUUUCGCAUCGGUGGGAACUGUCCAGAGACCAACUACCUCUUCAUGGGCGAUUACGUGGACCGAGGCUACCAUUCAGUGGAGACUGUCUCUCUCCUGGUGGCGCUCAAAGUCCGCUACAGGGAGCGGAUAACCAUCCUCCGCGGCAAUCACGAGAGCAGACAAAUCACCCAAGUCUAUGGCUUCUACGAUGAGUGCCUGCGAAAGUACGGCAAUGCUAAUGUAUGGAAGUACUUCACGGAUCUCUUUGACUACUUGCCGCUCACAGCUUUGAUCGAGAACCAGAUCUUCUGCCUGCAUGGCGGCUUGUCACCCACCCUGGACACGCUGGAUCACAUACGCGCGCUGGACAGAGUACAAGAGGUACCGCAUGAGGGACCCAUGUGCGAUCUGCUGUGGUCCGACCCGGACGACCGCUGCGGCUGGGGCAUUUCGCCGCGCGGGGCCGGGUACACCUUCGGGCAGGACAUAAGCGAGCAAUUCAACCACACCAACGGCCUCAACCUGGUCGCGCGCGCGCACCAGCUUGUGAUGGAGGGCUUCUCCUGGACCCACGAGCAGAACGCAGUCACCGUCUUCUCCGCGCCCAACUACUGCUACCGCUGCGGGAACAUGGCGGCCAUCAUGGAGGUGGACGAGACCAUGCAGAAGAACUUCCUGCAGUUCGAGCCUGCGCCAAGGCGAGGAGAGCCGGAGGUGACAAGGAGAACGCCGGACUACUUCCUUUGA